AUGCUGAUGCGCUGUAUGACGCCGACCCGGCUGCGCCGGGCAAGUCAUACUGCCGACGAGGGGGGGUUCAUCCUGGACGGCGUGGACUCGUUUGACGCCCCCUUUUUUGGAAUUUCUCCACGAGAAGCCCGCACACUAGAUCCGACACAACAUGUGAUGCUGGAAACGUGUUGGGAAGGGUUGGAGCGUGCUGGGUACACCAUGGAACAGCUCCGCGGGAGUCUGACGGGGGUGUUCAUCGGCCAUAGUCAAGUGGCCGCUCACAGCGUCAGUCGAGACCUCGCUGAUUUGGAUGGAUAUGCGGUCACCGGCUCCAUCGGGGCCACUCUCUCGGGCCGGGCAUCAUACAUUCUGGGAUUGGAGGGCCCGUCCCUGACGGUGGAUACGGCAUGCUCAUCGUCCCUAGUUAGUACGCACUUGGCCUGUGCAUCAUUGCGACAGGGGGAAUGCGAUAUGGCAGUGGCGGGCGGAGUCACUCUGAUGCUUUCCCCAGGGCUCCUAGUGGAGUUCAGCCGGUUAGGAGGCAUCUCGCCCGAUGGCUCCUGCAAGGCGUUUGCGGCCGACUCACAAGGUACCGGCUUCAGUGAAGGCUCCGCCGUUCUCGUCAUGAAGCGACUAUCCGAUGCCCAGCGUGACGGCGACACCAUCCAGGCCGUGUUACGCGGGAGCGCUAUCAAUCAUGGCGGACGCCGUGCUGCAAGCCUCACAACGCCGAGUGGCGGUGCCCAGGUACGCCUCAUCCGUACCGCCCUCAGGGCAUCCGGGCUGACACCGAGUGACAUUGACUAUGUUGAAGCCCAUGGCACGGCCACUAAGCUAGGCGACCCUAUAGAAGGCACUGCGCUAGCGGAAUCGAAUAUCGGCCAUACCCAGGCAUCCGCCGGCCUAAUGAGCGUGUUGAAGGUCGUGUUGGCCAUGCAACACCAGAUGCUUCCAAAGAGCUUACAUGUCAGGGAGCCAACUCCAUUGGUGGACUGGCGCAAAGCUAAUAUGGCACUGGUGCUGGAGAAUCGGCCAUGGCCGUCUACCCACACGCGACGCGCGGGCGUAAGCUCGUUCGGAAUUGGCGGUACUAACGCUCACGUCGUCGUCGAGGAAGCACCACCCUCAUCAUCCAUAAUUACCGAACACAGAAAUCGUCGAUCAUUGCUACCUACGGUACCGUUUGUAGUGUCGGGGCAAACCGACGCGGCCCUACGUCAACAAGUUAAGAGGCUUCGCCGACACCUUGAGAAUACCAUUCCUACGAAUGGCAGCGACUACCUAGGUGACGUGGCUUACUCGCUGGCGGUCAAGCGCACCCAUUUCCGCCAACGCUUGGCAUUUAUUGCCAACGACAAGGUGGACCUGCUGAAAAAGCUGGCCUCUUACGCAGACGCCCGGAUGAGCGAGUUGCAGCCUCCGGCCGGCGUUAUCCGCAGUAUCAAGAUGGGAUACACUGAUGGGGAGUCGGACCUAGCCAUGUUGUUUACCGGCCAAGGGAGUCAGCGGCUAGGUAUGGGCAAAGGACUGUAUGAAGUCUAUCCCACCUUCCGCAAAGCCCUAGACGAAGUCGCAGCAUACUUCCCAAACCUUGAAACGCCUCUCUUGGAAGUCAUGUGGGCCGAACCCCAGAGCGAGGCCGCCAAAUUACUCAACCGUACCGACUAUGCGCAGCCCGCCAUAUUUUCCGUGGAGGUGGCACUGUGGCGGCUAUGGCAGAGCUGGGGAAUCCGUCCGCAAGUUGUGCUAGGCCAUAGCGUUGGAGAGCUGGCGGCGAUCCACGUUGCGGGGGUUUUAGAUCUUUCCGAUACAUGUCGACUUGUGGCUGCCCGUGGCCAUUUAAUGCAAGCCUUGGCCGGGACCCGAAGCGGGAGCAUGGUGUCGCUGGAGGCUACCGGAGCGGAAACAACAGCGGCAAUGUCCCUUCUCGACGUACAGGACAAGGUCGACAUCGCGGGCUAUAAUACGCCGACGCAAACGGUGGUAUCUGGGGACAAACAAGCCGUCGAGGUCGUGGCGGCCCAUUUCGCUAGGCAGCUCGGCCGUAAGGUAAAGACGCUCGACGUAUCGCACGCAUUUCACUCGUCGCACAUGGACGAUAUGCUGCCAAUUUUCCUGGCCGUGGUGAAGACGCUGCACUUCAGCCCGCCCAAGGUGCCCGUAAUCAGCAGUCUGACCGGCCUACUGGCUGAAGAAGGACAACUGGAACAGCCCGAAUAUUGGGUCCAGCAGGCAAGGCAGGCGGUUCGCUUCAGUGACGGCAUUCAGACAAUUUACUACCAGCAGGGGGUCAAGAUAUUCCUGGAGCUCGGUCCGCAUCCCGUGCUGUUGGGCCUCACAGCGGCGUGUCUUGCGAGCUAUGAAUCUCAUGAUGAUGAUGAUGAUGAUGAUGAUGAUGAUGAUGAUACGUGGCCUGUGCUCCUAGCCUCGCUCACAACGGGCAAACAGGACGACAUCUCGGUCAUGCGACGCAGUCUUGCCGAGCUGCACAUGAGACAUGUGCCCAUUAACUGGCUCGCAUACUUCAAACCAUGGUGUUGCCAAUCAGUAACGUUGCCAACCUAUGCCUUUCAGCGUGACCGCUGGUUCAGACAGCCACGAGCGUAUGUUUGCCUCAAUGGCAACGCCCUGGCAGACAGCGACCGGACUGACGGGCCUCCCUCCGGCGGGGACAGUGAUCUUUUCCAAUUCGAGGUCACCUGGCGCCGAUUGGACAAGGAGAAGGUACAGCUGAGGGGUAGUGGCCGCUCGUGGGGUUUCAUUUGCCCGGCGGGUAAAGGGGAGUGGGCAUCAAAGGUCACGAGGGCCUUGUCCCGGGCCGGGAUACGGUUGACUCACGUCCAGCGACUCGAGGAGGCCCGGCAGCUAGACGGGCUGCUAUGUCUAUGGGAUAUAUUGUCCUGCACAGAUGUUCCACGCCAGGCAUCUCAACACACCACACAGGCGCUCACCCAGCUCCAGAUGGCGGCGAGAACCAGCUUCCCGCUGCCAAUCGUUUGGGUCACUUGCCAAGCAGUAGGAAUUGGCGGCCACGAGGGUGAUUCUGGUCAGGUGAAUGGACUGGCUGCCGGGCCUCUGUGGGGUUUGAUGCGCGCCGCUCGCAAUGAGCAUCCAGACAUUCGCAUGCGUCUCAUCGACCUGGGUGAGGAAAAAGGGGCACAAGAGGCCCUCCUCCUCGCGCUAACACUGGCAGAAGAGCCCGAAUGCGCCGUAAGACAAGGACGGGUAUUAAUGCCGCGGCUACAGCAGGUGAAGGGGUUGAAGCCGGUUGUCGAGCAGCAGCGACCCCUUCUGCGCCAGGAUGGUGCUGUGUUGAUCACUGGCGGCCUUGGGGGCAUCGGCAAGCGCGUGGCUAGGUGGCUGGCGAGCACGCACCACGUUCACGACUUGGUGCUAAUAUCGCGCCGCGGCAUGGAAGACUCCAGUGCUGAAGCAUUCGUGGCCGAGCUAUCACAAUUCGGCAGUAGAGCUACAGUGGUUGCCUGUAACGUCGCAGAUUUCGAGAGUAUCAAGUUAGUCAUGACCAUGUUUAGUGUACAGAGACCAUUACGCGGGGUGGUUCAUGCGGCCGGCGUGGUGGAUAACGGCGUUCUCUCGGCCAUGACACCGCAGCGAUGUGCCACAACAUCUGCGCCGAAGGUGGAUGGCGCUUGGAAUCUUCAUCGGCUGACUCAAGGCAUGGAUCUGGAUGUGUUCAUGAUGUUCUCGUCGAUUGCGGGGGUUCUGGGCAUGCCUGGUCUAGGGAACUACGCGGCUGCAAACACCUUCCUCGAUGCACUAGCUCACCAACGUCGCGCCCAGAACCUACCGGCCACCUCAGUGGCAUAUGGGGUCUGGGAAGGAGAGGGUAUGGCGGCUGGGCUGACGGGUAGGACGACAUUGACUCACCUUUCCAAAUUCGGUCUAGAUCCGUUGAAGCCCGAAGAAGGCCUGAAGUUGUUGGAACAGGCCAUUCGCGGUGGCCGGGCGCUCACCGUGGCCGCGGCCCUUGACCCAAGACGACUCCGGAUCUACCUCGAGAAUGAGCUUGCGGAGAGGGACGGCAUACCAUCGUUCUAUAGCAAGCUGUUACGUGAACCGGAAAGCAACGGGGGCAGCAACAACGAGCCGAGAAACGGCGGCCGAAGUGGGAAGCUGCGCACGGCGUUGAGCAAAGCGCCUGCAGAGCAGCACGAUGCCAUUGUUCUGGCCAUGGUUCGAGAAACAGUAGCCGAGGCAUUGGGAUUCCCGUCAGCUAACCAGGUGGAUGUAAAUAUACCUUUACAGGAUAUCGGGUUCGAUUCAUUAACGGCCAUUCUGCUGCGCAACCGGUUGGCCGCCCUGACUAGCCUCAAAACGCUGUCGGCUGGGAACAUCACAUGGCAAUAUCCAAACCUUAGAUCCCUUAGCCACUUCUUGCUGUCUCAGCUACAGUCAGAGACACCAGCACGGAGCAAGCAAAGCUGCUUGGCGUCGGAUUCUACUUGUAAUCAGCCGCUGAGCAGCACGCAUACCAUGGAAGCAGUUGGGAAAGGUUACCUCGACCCUGACAUUACCUUCGACAAUAUAGACGAAGUUCCACGUCCCAGGUCUGUUUUUGUCACAGGGGCUACAGGCUUUGUCGGUGCCUUCAUUCUACGCGAGCUUCUCGAGUUGGGUAUCGCCGCCCACUGUUUGGUACGUGCUGAGGGCGUCAAACACGGCAAGCAGCGGUUGGUAGAGUCGCUCGCCAGCUACGACCUCUGGAAGCCCGACUAUGAGUCACUACUCAACCCGGUUGUUGGCGAUGCAGCAAAGCCUCUGUUCGGUCUAGCCAACGCGGCUUUCGACGACUUGGCCAACUGUGUCGAUGCCAUUUGCCACUCAGGCGCCCUAGUCGACUGGAUGCGGCCGCUGCACGAUUAUAUUGGCCCGAACGUCAUUAGCACGCAUGAGGUCUUACGCCUAGCCUCGUGUGGCCGCGGGAAGGCAGUCCAUGUUAUCUCUACCCUUUCAACCUUACCUAUACAUCUGGGCUAUCAGGUUCCCGAGUCCGAUCGAGAAUACGGCUACUCCACCUCCAAAUAUAUCGCAGAGCGCAUGGUGGCCGCAGCGCGAUGGCGCGGAGCCAAGGCCUCUGUGUACCGUGUGCCCUUUGUCGCUGCCUCUGCCGCGACCGGUCACUUCCGAGUCGACCGGGGCGAUUUCUUACACAACUUGAUUGCUGGAAGCAUCCAGAUGAGAAGUUUCCCCUGCUUAGACGCCGAUCUUUCCGUCGUGCAACCCGUCGAUUACCUGAGUGAAACCGUUGUUGCCAUCAUGGUCCACAACAGGUCUCGGAUUGGACACGACUUCGACUUUGUCAACAAGUAUGCAGUGAGCUGCAAUUAUUUCUUCAAGCUCAUGGGUGGCGAUGACGCGGGUACGCUUUUGCCCUUCCAUGAAUGGCAGCUGAGAGCAUUGGCCUACGCUGCCGCGCAUCCGAAGAGCGCAUUGGCGCGUAUUGGGACCAUAAUCGACGGCCUCGCCGACGAAAAUGCCGCAGCUGCGAUGCUUAAGGGCCUACCGACCGGCGAGCACGUACUGGGCGGCGAUGUCUAUCCCGCGCCACUGGUUGACGAACAAGUUGCCCGUCAUUAUCGGAGCCGCAUUGAUAUGUACAAUGUUGAUAGGUCAAUUUCAAGCUUGAAGCCAGGAAAUCUGGAGUGA
This is a messenger RNA of Penicillium mononematosum, 5649 nucleotides long. RefSeq names its product PKS/NRPS-like protein biosynthetic cluster. The transcript has 2 exons. Gene Ontology annotation, molecular function: phosphopantetheine binding; fatty acid synthase activity. Gene Ontology annotation, biological process: fatty acid biosynthetic process. Bases 1 to 5649 code for a protein of 1882 amino acids. The record is from RefSeq and is a predicted model, not a curated record. Lineage: Eukaryota; Fungi; Ascomycota; Eurotiomycetes; Eurotiales; Aspergillaceae.